CUAAUAACAAGACACGGCGCGUUCUUUUAUAAAUACCAACGACCUUUGUAACCCUACUUCCCUUCGCUCUCGUCACAAUCUUCUGCAUCAAACACAAUCGUUUCUCCAUCAAAAUGGUUUCCAACACUCGUUCCUUCGUCUUCGGGCUCAUGCUCAGCGCUGCCCAGCUGUCAAGCGCUUCACCAGCUGCUGCGUCCGACACGGCCUUCUCAUCUCCCAUCUACCCAACCGCCACUGACUCCAUCCCCGCUCUGCCCUCCGCUACCGACGCGUGCCUUGCGAAAUGUAACGCUGCUCACGACAAGUGCAACACUGCGCCAGACGCCAACCACGCCACUUGCGCUGCUGAGUAUGCCGAGUGUAUUGGCUACAACCCUUAUGGCGGUGCUACGUAUGUUGAGCCUACUGCCUGCUCUCACUCCGCCAAGCCUACUGCUACUGAGACUGCUAAGGCUGGUGACUGCCUUGAGAAGUGCAACAAGGCUCAUGAUGCUUGCAAUGUAGCUCCUGAUGCGAACCAUGCUACUUGCGCUGCUGAGUGGGCUGAGUGCUUGGGCUACAACCCUUAUGAUGGCCCUGACGGUUCUCUUGUCGAGCCUACUGCUUGCGCUCACUCUGGCAAGCCUACCAGCGCCCACAGCGCAACUGCUACUGCAUCUGCUCAUGCUGGCGAUUGCCUCGAGAAGUGCAACAAGGCCCACGACGCCUGCAACGUCGCCCCUGAUGCCAACCACGCCACUUGCGCCGCGGAGUGGGCUGAGUGCCUUGGGUACAACCCCUACGACGGUCCCGGUGGUUCCCUCGUUGAGCCCACCGCUUGCGCUGCCCAUACUACCAUGGCUUCUGCCACUGGCAAGCACACUGGCAUGGAGACCUCCAAGCCUGCUAGUACUGAGGGUUCCAAGCCUGCCAAGUCCUCGGAGCCUGCUGUUGUUGUCAACGGAGCUGCAAGCCUGUCCGGCAGGGUCGCUGGUUUCGUCGGUGCCAUUGGCGCCGCUGCCGUUGCUCUUCUCUAAGUUCUGUCUUGUUUGAACUCAUUCGUACUGUCCACGACCAUGGCAUAAUUACAGCCUAUCUUGUUCAAGUCAUGGCCAAGCUGAAGUAGUUGCUAGGUGGAUGGAGGUCUUUAAUGCUAGCUUAGAUGAACUUUAAAUUUAAUUCAAUUUUCCAAAUGCUGGCUUUGUUACUCCUUUAACACAAUACGAACUUCAUGUAUUUGCCACUGAGCAACAAAGUCUAGGCGACCAUUGUUAACUAUCAUGCCCCGGACCCCGAGUUGAGCGUUAUGGACAACUAGC
This is a messenger RNA of Fusarium verticillioides 7600, 1298 nucleotides long. RefSeq lists its product as hypothetical. The transcript has a single exon. The coding region runs from base 114 to 1016 and encodes 300 amino acids. The record is from RefSeq and is a predicted model, not a curated record. Lineage: Eukaryota; Fungi; Ascomycota; Sordariomycetes; Hypocreales; Nectriaceae.